Aureobasidium pullulans EXF-150 is the source of this 1804-nucleotide messenger RNA. RefSeq lists its product as uncharacterized. Bases 1 to 1398 code for a protein of 465 amino acids. The transcript is spliced from 6 exons. Lineage: Eukaryota; Fungi; Ascomycota; Dothideomycetes; Dothideales; Saccotheciaceae. The record is from RefSeq and is a predicted model, not a curated record.
AUGUUCAGACGUGGCAGCUUGAAAGGAGGUGAUGAUCUUGCGAGCAACGUCACCAGGAUAUCACGAGCCAUCAAGCCUGCCAGCUCAGACUCCAUACCGCAAAUUGUUUAUUAUCAUUACGGCGUCGGAAGCCAAGGCGGCAUUGUCGAUCGGGUCUAUGGAGGAGCCACUGGUCAAGGUCUGUCUGAAGCUGUUAGGGAAGGCUACAGCUAUCUUGCGACAAACUGGGAGAUUGGCGAUGAAAUCUUCCUGUUCGGCUUCAGUCGUGGAGCAUUUACUGCACGUGCGAUAGCAGGCCUCAUUGACAACAUUGGCAUGUUGACCAAGGACGGUUUGCCAUAUCUUGCAGAAAUAUUUCGAGAUGUCCAACAUCGACACGACUCCGACUACAAACCGAAACAUCCGAACAAACCUUUCAAGAACAAGCCAAGUGUGAUGGAUCCAAGAUACAGUCAUGAGCUCGAGAGAAGAGGCAUGACAAGACUGCGAGUUCCUAUCAAGGUGAUAGGAGUAUGGGACACCGUCGGCUCGUUAGGAACCCCAAGGAUUGGCUGGCUUGAGAAAGUGGGCAUACAAAGCUCAGCCAGUAAGCGGAUGUCCUUCUAUGAUACAAGACUGUGUGACUGCGUCGAGUACGCUUUCCAAGCACUUGCACUCGACGAACGGAGGUCAGCCUUUCAGCCAGCUUUGUGGGAGAAGAAGCCAGGUAAUGAGACCGUACUGCGACAGGUAUGGUUUCCGGGUGUACACUCCAACGUCGGCGGAGGACUCGAAGACCAGGAGCUGGCCAACAUAACUCUGGCCUGGAUGAUGUCCCAAGUUACACCCUUCCUCGACAUGGACCUGGACUACGUUUUGGAUCAGCAGGACGACACUGAACGAUAUUACAAGGAGAGCAAACAAAAACCGCGUUCUUGGUCGUUUGGCAAGAUCAUCGACUCCAUGACUGGGAUCUAUGCUCUAGGCGGUGCAACCACACGGACACCAGGUCGUUACUAUGUCGUGGAUCCCACUGAUGGUCGGAAGACUGAUUUGCCAUUGCAAUCGACCCACGAAUAUAUGCACCCGUCUGUGCGUAGUCGGUUCCGACUCAAGGGACCUGGUGUAAACGACGAAGGCCUAUACGAGCCUAAAGCCUUGCGAGACUGGAAGUUGUAUGUCGAGUAUGAUGGGGAGAAAGGCAGAGGCGGUGGACCGGAUAUUUUCUGGAAAUUGCGUACAUCAGAGAGGAACGUUACUGCUCGCACUAUACCAGAAGCACCGCUUUGGCCGCUAGAGCGAGAAUUGCUGGAGAUUGAUCCUGAGAUCGAGGACUUCGUGCUUAGACCUGCUCCUACUGCAAGGAAUAGUGUCCGGCGCAUGCAUAAUGCUAGCCGCAGCCAAAGUCGUCGGCGCUGAGGGGACCGAACAAAUUGCUGCUACCACAGUCACACAUUAGCAUGGUUACUUGGUGGUUCUCAGACUCGUGUUAUUUGCUUGACCAAAACGUUGAGCUAGGCCACGAGGAAGGAUCAUGCGGGUAAUUUCAGUCCAAUGCAAGCUGGCUUGAGCUUUCUCCAUAAAAAGCUGACAGGAUCAAUUGGGGCUUCGGACUAAACGCCCGAAGAGCGAAGGCGCCUACAAGCACGCCAUGACAGAGCUGACGAAUCUUUUCAUUGGCUUAGCGAAGGAUUUCACCUUAAAAUCUGCCUGUUACUAGUGGAAUAGUCAUCCUUGCGACAUGAGUGGAUGUUUAUAGAGUGUAGCUGCAACCGAAGGUUGGUGUGAGCUUUGAACACUCCUCAUAUCGACCUUGGUAACAACU